Messenger RNA from Micropterus salmoides (largemouth bass), 4107 nucleotides. It is a transcript of the gene pde6b, whose product is annotated as phosphodiesterase 6B, cGMP-specific, rod, beta. Lineage: Eukaryota; Metazoa; Chordata; Actinopteri; Centrarchiformes; Centrarchidae. Gene Ontology annotation, biological process: retina development in camera-type eye; signal transduction. The transcript is spliced from 23 exons. The coding region runs from base 1 to 2565 and encodes 854 amino acids. The record is from RefSeq and is a predicted model, not a curated record. Gene Ontology annotation, cellular component: photoreceptor outer segment membrane. Gene Ontology annotation, molecular function: 3',5'-cyclic-nucleotide phosphodiesterase activity; protein binding.
AUGAGUGUGCAAAAGGAAGAUGUGGAAAAGUUCCUCAAAGGGAACCCUGAAUUUGCUAAAAAGUACUUUGCCAAGAAGAUGAACCCCGCCUUCAUAUCGAAGGCGUCAGGACUCCCAGAGAAAAAGGUCGACUUCAGCCAGUUCCAGGAGCUCAGUCAGUUUGAAGAAAGCCAAAUCAUGUAUGAGGUGAUCAAAGACAUGCAGGAGAACAUCAACAUGGAAAAGGUGGUCUUUAAGAUCCUGAAGAGAAUCAGCGCGCUCAUCCACGCAGACCGAUGCAGCCUGUUCAUGUACCGGCAGCGGAAUGGCAUUGGAGAGCUCGCCACAAGGCUCUUCAAUGUCACCACGGAGGCAAAGUUUGAUGACUGUGUGGUGCCACCAGACUCUGAGAUCGUCUAUCCACUGGACAUGGGAAUAGUCGGCCACGUGGCUGUGACCAAGAAGCCUGUUAAUGUGAAAGAUGUCACACAGAACCAGCACUUCAGCUCAUUUGUGGAUGACCUCACAGAUUACCAGACCAGGAACAUUCUGGCGGCACCCAUCCUCAACGGCAAAGACAUGGUGGCUGUGAUCAUGGCUCUGAACAAGACCACGGGACCACAUUUCACUGCUGAAGAUGAAGAUCUUUUUCUAAAGUAUCUGAAAGUUGCCAAUUUGAACUUGAAGAUCUACCACCUGAGUUACCUCCACAGCUGUGAGACACGUAAAGGACAGCUGCUGCUGUGGUCUGCCAACAAGGUAUUUGAAGAGCUGACAGACAUUGAGCGACAGUUUCACAAAGCCUUGUACACAGUCCGAGCCUACCUCAACUGUGACCGCUACUCUGUUGGUUUAUUAGACAUGACGAAGGAGAAGGAAUUCUUUGACAUCUGGCCAGUGUUGAUGGGAGAGCAGGCACCUUACUCUGGCCCAGUCACGCCUGAUGGCAGGGAGGUCAUUUUCUACAAAGUGAUUGAUUAUAUAUUGCACGGAAAAGAAGACAUCAAAGUAAUACCCAAUCCGCCUCCAGAUCACUGGGCCUUGAGUAGCGGCCUGCCCACUUACGUUGCUGAGAGUGGUUUUAUUUGUAACAUUAUGAAUGCAGCUGCUGAUGAGACGUUCCAGUUUCAGACUGAGCCACUCGACAGCAGUGGCUGGACGAUAAAAAAUGUUCUCUCGCUGCCAAUCGUCAACAAAAAAGAAGAGAUCGUUGGUGUGGCCACUUUUUACAACAGAAAAGAUGGAAAGCCUUUUGAUGAUCAGGAUGAGCAGCUCAUGGAGGCUUUGACCCAGUUCCUGGGCUGGUCCGUUUUGAACACGGACACUUAUGACAAGAUGAACAAGCUGGAGAAUCGGAAAGACAUAGCUCAAGACAUGGUGCUUUACCAUGUCAAAUGUCGGGAUGAUGAGAUUCAGAAUAUCCUGAACACCAGAGAAGUCUAUGACUGUGAACCCAGAGACUGUGAAGAGGAGGAGCUCCUAGAUAUCCUGAAAAAAGACCUACCUCCACUGAUUAAGAAGUUUGAGAUCUAUGAGUUCCGCUUUUCGGAUUUUAACUGCACAGAGAUGGACCUGGUGAAGUGCGGGAUCCAGAUGUACUAUGAGGUCGGGGUAGUCAAAAAGUUCCAGGUCCCUCAAGAGGUGCUGGUUCGGUUCAUGUACUCAGUCAGUAAAGGUUACAGAAAAAUCACCUACCACAACUGGCGUCAUGGUUUCAACGUGGGGCAGACCAUGUUUACACUUCUAACGACAGGAAUGCUGAAGCGGUACUACACUGACUUGGAAGUAAUGGCCAUGAUAACUGCAGGCUUUCUCCAUGAUAUUGAUCACAGAGGGACCAACAACUUGUACCAAGUCAAAUCUGGCAACCCUCUGGCCAAGCUACAUGGCUCCUCCAUCUUGGAAAGGCACCAUCUAGAGUUUGGAAAGUUCCUCUUGGCUGAUGAGUCACUGAAUAUCUACCAGAACCUUCACAGGAGACAGGUAGACCAUGUGAUUCAUCUCAUGGACAUCGCCAUCAUCGCCACUGACCUGGCUCUUUAUUUCAAGAAAAGAACCAUGUUCCAGAAGAUCGUGGACCUUUCGCACACAUAUGAGGAUGAAAAGAAGUGGGUAGAUUUCAUGUCUCUAGAAACAACCAGAAAAGAAAUCGUCAUGGCUAUGAUGAUGACUGCAUGUGACUUGUCAGCUAUCACCAAACCUUGGGAGGUACAGAGCAAGGUUGCCUUGUCUGUAGCAGCAGAGUUUUGGGAGCAGGGUGACCUGGAGAGGACAGUAUUGGAACAGCAACCUAUUCCUAUGAUGGACAGAAACAAGGCAGCAGAGCUUCCAAAACUACAGUGUGGUUUCAUUGACUUUGUCUGCACGUUUGUCUACAAGGAGUUUUCUCGCUUCCACCCACAAAUCCAGCCCAUGCUGGAUGGCAUCCUAAACAACAGGAAGGAGUGGAAUGCUAGAAAAGAAGAGUAUGAGGCUAAACUGAAAGCCAUAGAAGACGAGAAGGCUGCUAAAGAGGCAGCCGCAGCCAGUAAAGGUACUACAAACAACACCAGUGGUGGAGGCUCCAAGACCUGCUCAGUGUGCUAAAAGGUCAAAAGUCUGUGCACAUGAUGGGCGUGCACAUUGACAGCUCAUGACAGACUGACUUACAGUAUUACCUGGGUACCACAGCCAGUCAGUCAGUCUCAACACCAGUAAAGUACAUAAAGUAAAUAAAGUCAGAAAGACAGAUAUGCGAGUGAAUGCACAGCCCCGUAGUAUUUCUUCAGAUAAACUGGUUCAGAUCAGAAAAGAAAAACCUGAACAUGGAAAGAAUCCUCACCAACAAGAGCAAUGUUUUAACACUAACCAGGUGAUAUAAAAAAUGAAUCCAGAACAAGGCAAGUCACAGGGUAUUUUGAGGAUUAAUCUUAGUUCAGAUGGAAAGAUGCUGCAUGUAUGUAUGUGUGCUUGUUUGUUGUGUGACACACUUUUAUUUUUCUUUAAAGUAGUUAUGAAACACAGCAAAAAUGAGAGGAUAAAACUUGUACAUACAUCUGUGUAGUAAAUGAUACCCAUGUACAGUAUGUAUUAUGUAAGUGUGACAGUAAAAGUUCAGUCUUUGCUGCAAAGCCCAAGUCACUGUAGAUUGUUUAUCAUGUUUGGAGUAUAUUGUACAUUAACAUAAUAGUCAGCUAGGGUUUCAGAAUGUAAAAUCAAAUAACGGGUAGAAAGAACUAUAAUGAAACUACUGUACAUAUUCCAAUAAUUCAAAAUGACCAUAUCAUGUUCACAUCUUCCAGUCACUUACCAUUUACAUCUGAGAGUUUGUUUACCUUGAUUUCAGAUAGAUGACAAGACUGCCGCAGUAAAAGAUGCAUAUACAUAUUAGUGUGGUUCCUUUUUAUGGCAAAGGCAUAGAAAUUUUACUUUACUGUCCGCGAACAAGCCUGUAGUUGCUUCUUCAUGAUGCCUUCAUACUGUACAUACGUCUGAGAGUAGUUGAGAAUGUUAUAUCUUAUGAAUAAUUACAAAUGUCUUAUUAAUCAAGAGCACAUUGAAACUCAGUCACUAUUCUGGAAAUUAGAUUGUUCUGUGUGAACUGAAUAAUUGGACCUCAAAGGCAAUCCCACUUUUUUAUGGUGGCAGGAGGAACCAUCUGUCUCCAACUACUGCAAAUAUUUACCACUUAUUAAUCCCUGUUGGGAAUUUCAUCCUCUGCAAUGGUCCCAUCCAUAAAUAGGAGCAGGGGUCAGCCCUAGCACCCGAGGACUGUAGUUCUGAGGCCACUGUCUUGGAGUAUUUAUAAUAGCAAACAACGAUAUGUUUUAAUGUGAAAGGAAACGUAAAAGUAGAGAACAAGCAAACUCCACACAAAAAAGGAUCAGGUCAAAGACCUGACCCCGGGGACUGUGACGCAACAGCGCUAACCCACUCGUCCACCAUGUAUCUGCACUAACAAUUUCUGCAGACAGACAAUGAAGGCUGCAAAGAGCUGUUUGAGACAAAACAAGUUCUUGUAAUGACUUGUAAUGUACAUAUUUUCUUCCUCCCUGUACAUAUAUAAAAAAAUAUUUUUCUAGUUGAAAUAUAGAAGCUUAUUUUGUAAACAGUGAAAUUAGUGUGAUUUGUAAGCACUGGCAAAUGAGG